This is a messenger RNA of Peromyscus leucopus (white-footed mouse), 1605 nucleotides long. RefSeq names its product lipopolysaccharide-responsive and beige-like anchor protein. The transcript has 4 exons. Gene Ontology annotation, molecular function: protein kinase binding. Gene Ontology annotation, biological process: intracellular protein localization. Gene Ontology annotation, cellular component: cytosol; membrane. The coding region runs from base 687 to 1169 and encodes 160 amino acids. The record is from RefSeq and is a predicted model, not a curated record. Lineage: Eukaryota; Metazoa; Chordata; Mammalia; Rodentia; Cricetidae.
CAGCACCAUCAGGAGAAUCACACAGGGGUCCAUUAUGCCUCUACUGGUUGACAAGAAUGUGGGGAGGUACUCUGUGAGAAAUUCACAUCAGAAAAUACUCAGCUCUUAGUUGUUUAGAGAAAGGCUGCUUGGAGAUCGGAACCCCACUUCAGACUGUCUGCUAGGGGUUGCAAUAGUCUACUGGAGAAGAGGGGGAGACCUUUCUUUGAAAUGUCAAUUGAGCCUGAGUUCUUGGUUUUAGUUUUUAUUUGCUUCAUUGUAAUAAUUCUUGGAUAGAAUCUCAAAUUAUAUAGGCUUGGCAUAGAUCAGCCUUGGGAACAAAUUAUUUCAACUCUGUCAGUGGUUUUGGGGGGCUCUGUAGUGCUGGAUAAUCACAGAAGGGUUUCUGAAAUUCAGAAACAUAUAGACUUCAGAAUCAAACUCUUAGCAAAGUUUGGAUCUAGACCUAAAAUAAAUUUUAGACAAAUUCAAAACUCUGCAGCUUUGGCAUCGAUCAUAAUUGACACCAAGUUAUUUACUCUUUGUACACUGGGAUUGAUUUGUCUUUUUUCCCUGCUGAAGGUGAGACCGCCACUCCGCGGGCCAUCCUCACUGGCCAUGACUAUGAGAUCACCUGUGCUGCCGUCUGCGCUGAACUAGGUCUGGUGCUGAGUGGUUCUCAAGAAGGGCCAUGUCUCAUACAUUCCAUGAAUGGAGACUUGUUAAGGACUUUAGAGGGUCCUGAAAACUGCCUGAAACCAAAACUCAUCCAAGCGUCACGCGAGGGUCACUGUGUCAUCUUCUAUGAAAACGGCUGCUUCUGCACCUUCAGUGUGAACGGGAAGCUGCAGGCCACCAUGGAGACCGAUGACCACAUAAGGGCCAUGCAGCUGAGCAGAGAUGGGCAGUACCUGCUCACAGGAGGAGACAACGGCGUGGUUAUAGUGCGGCAGGUGUCGGACCUCAGGCAGCUCUUUGCCUACCCGGGCUGUGAUGCUGGAAUCCGGGCCAUGGCCCUUUCUUUCGACCAGAGGUGCAUCAUUUCUGGCAUGGCUUCGGGAGCAUCGUUCUGUUUUACAACGACUUCAACCGCUGGCAUCACGAGUACCAGACCCGAUACUGAUGGUGGUGAAUGCACCUUGGUCCUGUCCCCGGCCGAGCGAGGAAGGACUCCGAUCAUCACCCCGUAGAGAUGGCUCUCACAUCUGAAUGUAACCUAAAUUUGCCUGAACAAGCAAAAUAUUUUUAAAAGUUAAUUGCUAUUUUUGUAGACUUUGCUUGACAUUUGGGGGGUGGGAAACAGCAAAGCAGAGAACCGACUGCUGGUUUCUGUAGUUUAAAAAAAUCUAUAUUUUUAGUCAUAAUGAAAAGUCUAUUUUCACCAAUUAUGGAUACAGACAGUGGAGCCAAUAACCCCACUAAUUCUAACUAUGUUGUGAAAAACCAUUUCCCGUUUAUCUGGAAUCUUGAGAAAUCUGAUUUUAGCAAUAGGGAAAUGGACUCUAACACUGGGACAGGGGAAUUUUAUUCUGUACCGGGUCCUGUAUUUUUCUAGACAAUUGUGCUUCUUCAGUGCUGGAAUUUCUAGGAUUUUAAUAGUAAUGUUUAAAUUAUGACAAAUGUAAU